GCACAAGUUGAUUUUAGGACUCACAAAAUGUUUUUAUUUUAUUUUAUUUUUUAUUUUUUUUAAAAAAAAUUGUUUGCUAUAAACGGUAACCAGCCAUUUUGAGCGCCAAAAUUUUCUUUUGUGGAGCAAGCAUUACUUUUGCUCCAGUUUUCUUCUUUCUUUCUCCUUCAAAGUUUGUCUCAGAACAACAUUCAAAGCUCAAAUGCGAGCUCGUUUUCCCCACAUUGAUUACUUCCCCACCAUUCCCUUUCAACUCCACGAAACCCUAACCUUCCUCCAACUCCCACUUUCUCAAGUCUCUCCCUCUCCUCCCCUUACCUCCACCUUCUCCGACCUCAUCUUCCUCCGAUCCGAUUCCAUCCCCGAACUCUCCCUUCCAAUCGAAAAUUUACCCAUCCAAACUGCUCUUUCUAAGUUCUUCUCCAAUGUUAUUCCUCAGAAGAUCGUCACCUCUGUCGAAGAAUUCGAGGAUGAUGUUCCGUCAUCGUGUCAUAAAAGUUUCAAUUCCAGAAGCCACGAGACUCAUUUAUCGGAGGAUAUUGGGGCUAUUAACGAGGAAAAGGAAGUGGAGAGUUACAGAGCUUCUCAAUCUGAAGUUGUUGAGGUGGAAGUUCUUAAUAAGAGUAAUGCAGGUACUGUUGAUGUUAACGUUCCACGAAGAUAUGAAGUAAUUGAAUUUGAAACACCAGAGCUUGAUGACUUCGUGGAAGCAUCUUCAUUCGUUGAAAACAAGGGGAUCCGCAUUCUUUCCGAGGUUCCAGAGAUUGAAGAAAGUUUGGAUAUGCUCAAUCCAGGACCUGCAACUUAUUAUCCUUAUGAAGUUCACAAAUCAGUUUUGACUGUCGAAGAUAUUGCCCUUGAGCAUCCCAUAGGGCAAAAAGAUAAUCCCCCCGAAGAUUUCCAGGACCAGAUUCACUUUAAAAAAGUAAAUUUCCAAAUUUUAGAAGUGGAUGAAAUAGUUCUGGAGCAUAUUGCAGACUUUUCUGUGAAGGAAAAGUUUCUUUCUAUUAUUGAAAAUGCUGAACUACAACAUUUACAAACAGAUGGCCCGGAAUUUAACAAGAAAGAGCUUUUGGGUUCUAAAGAUUAUGAUGUAUCAGGGUUUAUAUCAGACCAUAGUCUAUCACCUCACUCUUGUGGAUAUGAGGUGGGAUCCCUGGACAAUUUCCCAGAAAUAAACUUGAUAAGUCUUGUCGAAAUUUCACAGAUUAGGAUGAGCUCUGGAAUUCAAAGGACAUCAGAUUGUGAUUGUUUUGUGUCAGAUAAACCAUUUGUUUAUCAGGAAUUUCAAAUCCUUGAUGAGGACUCGUCUCAAAUUUUUGAAGAACUCUUUAACAGACAAACAGUGUAUGACACAGAGACUUGUGACUGGAUGUUCAAUGAAGACAUGAACUUCAAGAAUUUCAACAAAUUAAUUGUUAGUCAUGAGUUAGCACUUGUAGACGACACAUUCAAAUCAAUGCCCGUACCUGUUCUUUCUGAUCAUGGAAAACUGAGGUCAAUCUACACAGUUAUUAAAAGAAAACUUGCUCAACUAAAACCGCAGCCCUUAUCUGCACUAGAUGGAAUAUACUUGGACUGGCAUAUUCUUGAAGAAGUUAACUAUGACCCUAACACUAGUAUAAACUACAAGAGAGAGUUGCAUGAUAUGGGUUCAUACAACAUUGAUUUUGGUUGGGAUUCUUUUGGUGAUACAAAUGUGGUAUAUGAUUUCAUCUUCUCUGAUGAUGGUACAUAUGCAUUUAAUAAGGAGGAAAACGGAGAAUCAAAGGAACUUCUCUCUAAUGUCUCUAUCCCUGUUGGAACCGAACCAAGAAAAUUUUCAGGUGAUAAUUUCCCACAGCCGAAGAAUGAAGAAUGCUUGGCUAGAAAGAAUGCUGAGAGGGCUUCAUUAUUAUUCAAGUCUAUGUCACAUUCUAAUGAUCUUGAUUUUCUCAGAAAAACUCAGAAAGUCACUACUGGAAAGAACAGUGAACCGACAGUUAAGACAUUUGAUAAAGAUGCUACAUCUCCCAAAGUUGCAGUGUGUAACUCAGUAGCAGAUGUAUCUCAAGGAGGGGAAUCAAUUAACUUUUCACAUAGGGAUGAGAAUGUUAACAAUCAGAAGUUCUUUCACCAUCCCUCUAACCAGGAGAAACUCUUUGACUAUCCAUCUAAUCAGGAAAAGUGUAAUGUCAGAUUUGAAGAGGCUGCAGAUAUUGUAGAAGCUUGCAGUAUGCCUUCACUGGCUCCUUCUAUGUCCUUUCCAGAAGAGUCUAAUCACAGGAGCCCUCAAGAAAGCAGGUCAUCUCUUCCCAAAACAGUGAUACUUGUUAACACACAAAAUCUUGAUAAGGAAAUGAUAGUAUCCAGAAGAAGUACCUAUCAAAAAAUCCUCGCAAUAGAGAAACAUGGUGCACAAGUUGUAGAACGUGAUUCGGAUUUACCCGUUGAUGUUGUGAUAAAUUCUGCAAUUUGUUUAGUUUGGUAUGAUUGCAGAAACAUUGGAAAGAAAACAACUGCUGUGGAUGAAGCUUCUUCAAGCUUACCCUUGUGCAUUGAGAAUAUUGCAACAAAUGUUUUGACCUCGCUGAGUUUCACUUUCAGUGGCUGUAUUCUGGUCUUUGAGGGAGAAAACAGUUUCCUUUCUACUGUAAUGGAAUCCUCAGAUGGACUUUAUGCUGCAGCAGCAAGCCUUGGAAUUGACGUGCAGCUCUUUUGUUCCUAUUCAUCUGAGUUGACUGAUGAAAUUAUAAUGAGCUGCAUUGGAUAUGCCACUGGAGGUGUAUAUCCAAGAAUGACUGAAUCAGAAACACUUGCAGAGUCAUUUCUUACAAAAUUUCCUUCAGUCAAUCCUUUGACUGCUCAUGCAAUUUUAUCUUCGGGAGGCAUGCUUAUUGAGUUCCUGGAAUGGUCAAACGAACGCAGGAUUCACGCCCUCCAGAAAUUUAAUGUUCCUGUUGAAAGUAUCAAUUUGUUAGGUGCUUUAUUGAAAUAUGGUGAGCGAGAGGAUUCGAGAUCAAUAAUGACAGACUAUUCUUCUUCAGUCUCUUCUGGUAUGGACUCUGAAAAAUCUUCUAAAAGAAAAAGAUGGAGCUACGACGAUAGCCUUGACAACAUUGACAUCCGAAUAGAUGAAUUGCACAAUGAUUCAGAAAAGCAAUUUUCCAAAGAGACUAUUAAUACUUCUUCAGGGAAAAAACCAUUCGAGCCAUUCAUGUCAAAAGAUCAUGACACAUUUCGUCAGUUGAAAAACACAAUACCAUAUGAGAGCAAUUUGUUCCAUCAAGAACAGGGAUUUGAUGAAGCUAUGAUGAUGAAUCAUUUUGUUGUUCCAGAGCCAUAUGAUUUUCAGAUGCCUAAAGAAUCUCAAAAGUUUAAGGAGACUAGGUUGUCAGGUCAACUACAGGGAACAAACGUGGAUUUGCUGAAAAACUUUGAUCUGCAUGAUAUCAGCAGUUCUGAUAUUCUUUUUGCGGACCAAAAAGGUGAAGUCAUUGACCUGACCGCAAGUCCUGCCCCAGGCAAAGAGUUUUCCUCUGUUGCCAACUCCUCAUCGUUUUUUAUGCCUGAAAUGGAAAAGGAUGGCAUGAGAAAGUCCAGAACUGCUAGAAGAUUAUCCUUUGACAAAGACAAUCAGCCUAAAUUUCCAACUAGUGCAGAAAUGUGCUCAGGUUCAAAUAUUUGGAAUUUUGUAAAAGACCAGAAGAAGAAUUUACAUGUUGGAGCCAGCAAUUCCUCAGAUAUAGAUCUUGAAAAUAAUGCUACACCUUUAGACAAACGUAGCAAGCUAUUAAAGGAUCGUCUCAAACACAGGUCUGCUGAAAAAUCCCAAGGGUUACAAUGCCAAGGGAGGAACUCGUCACUUCAUGGAGACACUCCACUCUCACAUGCGCUCCAUUUGGCCAGUCCGCAACAAAAGUCUCCAUGGACAAUGGAGUUUCUUAACAAAAUAAAGGAAAAGAGUAGAUUUCGUCAUCAGUCCCUUCCUUGUGAGACUGCUCCUUGUUUUGGGUGUUCGGGGGAUGUAUCAAAGGUUACCAAGCGAAGAAGCCCCUCAAUUCUUGAAUUUUUCAAGUACCAAGGAGGCAACACUAUGAGGAAGAUACCGGAACAAAAGAAACAUAAGAGAUCUACACAGUCAAGUUCAUCAAAAGAUGAAAAACCUUCUGCCUCUAUUCUUCCAACAUGGACACCUCUAGAUAAAAGAGCACGGCAGACACUAUCUUUUGCAAAUGACGGUAAAGGCCAAACUAAGCUCGUCUGGAAUGAUGAAAUCCACAAUCCGAGGAAAAAGUUUCUCCAUCAAAUAUGAAAUGUCAAUAAACUUUGCUAGAAGCUCAUGGAUCUGCCAUUAUUUGGCUUAAAGUGGAGGUUGGUCUGUAACAGAUCACAUGUAUCUUGAGCUUUUACUAGUAGUAAGCUUCAGAGUGUGCUUUUAUCCUGUAAUUCUUGCCCUGCUUCCAGUUUAAUAUAUGGCAUAAAAAUGUUGGCAAAAUUUUGGAACCCUGUGGCUUCUAAUUACCAAAAGCGCAUUAAUGUCUUGCACUAUGCUAUAUUAUAUAUAUAAACCCAUAUGCAAAAAAUACUCAUAUAAUAAUAAUAAUAAUAAUAAUUAACUUAAUACAACAUCUGUGACCAAAACAAUUGACUGAAUCUUGUAUCUGUUGCUUGAGUGUCUUAGAAUAAAUGGUUAUCACUUAUAAUUGUAUGUCUAAAAUGAACUACAAAGACGGGAAAAAUACUCAUACAUAUAUUUCUUUUCUUGUCACCUGGACCUGAGAUUCAGUGUAAUAUAGCCACACACCUUGAUCAUACUUUGCUUUAGUACAACCUGUUUCCCGCCUCAAAAAUCAACACUGAGAAAAUUA
Messenger RNA from Cannabis sativa, 4850 nucleotides. Its product is annotated as protein SHORTAGE IN CHIASMATA 1. The coding region runs from base 203 to 4294 and encodes 1363 amino acids. NCBI's taxonomy places the organism in Eukaryota, Viridiplantae, Streptophyta, Magnoliopsida, Rosales, Cannabaceae. The transcript is spliced from 7 exons. The record is from RefSeq and is a predicted model, not a curated record. Gene Ontology annotation, biological process: reciprocal meiotic recombination; resolution of meiotic recombination intermediates.